AUGUACAAAAAAGGCGACAACGUUCAGUACAAGCCCAUCGGAGGCCCUAACUCUCAAGUCUCCGAUACCACCGGCAAGGUAAUGGGUGCCGUCAACGAUGAGAGUGGAAUCAAGUACGAAAUCAGAAAUGACAACACCGGAAAGACGUCUCGCGUCCAGGAGGGAAAUAUUGAAGGUUCCCUUGGAGGCACUAGUUCUUCUUCUUCUCACACCGGUACCCGUUCCUCGGCACAUGGCAAUAAGAGAGGAGCCAAUCUCGGAGCUACUGAAGGAAUGGAGGGUGCCGCGAAUGUUGAACCAUCAUACCACUACGAGAAGGUCAAGGUAUACGACAAGUAG
Molecule: messenger RNA, 339 nt
Organism: Neoarthrinium moseri
Lineage: Eukaryota; Fungi; Ascomycota; Sordariomycetes; Amphisphaeriales; Apiosporaceae
Exons: 3
Coding region: 1-339 (112 amino acids)
Source: RefSeq, a predicted model, not a curated record